AGGUAAAACACCCAAAGCCCGACAGAGCACCAUUCCUCGACAAUAAAAAAGUAAUUUUUAAAAAAUAAGAGUUUCUUUAGCAUUUCCGAACGCAUUUCAAGGAUAACUCAUAGACAAGGAUUAUAAGAUGUCAUCGCCCAUGACAUAUACGUCAUGCGGCCAUUUUUAAUAAAAUGGUGUAGAGCGAUACAUCGACUGGCGGAGUGGCCUAAUAAAAUCCGGUUUUAUUAGCAAAAUCGCUAAGGAGGAAUGGCACCCAAAAAAUCUUAUACGCCGUUACAAAUGGCGCAGGCUAUUACAGCCGUCCGUGAAGGUGAAAAAAUUUCAACGGCAGCGAAAAAGUUUGGUGUUCCCAGGAUCACCUUACAUGAUAAAAUUUCCGGUAAAACUCCAAUUGAAUGUUCUAUGGGCCCUAGUACAUAUUUGUCAACAGAAGAGGAAGCUAUUUUAGAAAAAUGGAUACUGGACAUGGCUGAACGACACAUUCCUAUUACUAGAGAUGAGUUGCUUGAUAGCGUGCAACGUAUCAUCGUUGACCAAAAAAAGACUACUCCCUUUACCGACAAUAGACCCGGUAAGAAAUGGUACAAUCUAUUUCUUAAGAGACAUCCUUCAUUGUCUGAGAGAACGGCCCAAAAUUUGACCACAGCACGAGAUGCCGUUACAGAAGAAGGUAUAAAACGUUGGUUUGGGGAAGUGAGCUCUUAUCUUCAGGAAAACAACCUUAGAGAGAUAUUAGAAGAUCCGUCGCGAAUUUUUAACGGAGACGAAAGUGCUUUUUAUUUAUCACCCAAAGCCGGAAAAGUUUUAGCAAAAAAAGGUGAUAAGCACGUCUACCAAUCUUCUGGAGAUGAAAAAGAUAACUUGACGGUACUAAUUACCGGAAAUGCCGCUGGACAAUUAGCACCUCCAAUGGUAGUUUUUUCUUAUGAAAGAAUUCCAUCCACAAUUUCAUCCAAAUUUCCAGAAGAUUGGGCUAUGGGACGAUCUCCGAGUGGCUGGAUGUGUAGUAGUACAUUUUUUGAAUACAUUGCCAACAUUUUUAAUCCAUGGUUAUUACAGCAAAAUAUACCAAAACCCGUCUUGUUUUUUUUGGAUGGCCAUAGAUCUCACUUGACAUUACACCUAUCGAACUUUUGUGCUCAAAAUGGCAUAGAAAUCGUGGCAUUAUAUCCAAAUAGCACACAUAUCCUUCAGCCAAUGGACCUAGCUAUUUUCAGGCCAUUGAAAAUAUAUUGGAAUAAAGCUGUCAAGGAUUGGAAAUUAAAACAUUUAGGAAUGAAUUUAAAAAGAGAAGAUUUUGCCCCUGUUCUUAAGACAGCGUUGGAAUCAAUAACAGAGAGUUCUGUUAAAAAUGGAUUCCGCGCUGGUGGAUUGUAUCCCUUUGGCCCUGACUACGUCGAUCUCUCCAAAAUAAAGUCUCGCAACAAGAAGGAGGCUUCGUCAGAACAAAUAUUGUUUUUUGAUUAUCUAGAAAAAGAAAUAGUGGCGAAGCUACAGAAGGAAAAGUUGCAGAUAUUUAAUGACCUUUACUAUAAAGACAGACAAAAUUUAAACAUUCACUUAAAUGAAGAAGACCUAUCGCUCUACAUAAUAUGGGCUAGUAAUAAGCAAGCUAUUGAACUUUCAGGUCACGUUAAUGAGCAAUCUACUUCACCCCAGACCCUCGUUGAAAUACCAAAUCCUAAUGAAAUCAAUCCUGCAGAAUCUCUUUCUGCUACAAAUGCAGAUACAGAUGUACAAUAUCAAUUUGACAUACAACUAGAUCAUGACUAUUUACCACAUAUUACUCUAUCUAAUGCAGGAUAUGACGCAACCACAUCCACUUGCACCCCAAAUGACGCUCCAAAAUCUAGAGAAAUACUGGAUAAUUCAUUGACUGUCGCUAGCCCAAGUUCUAACUUAAAUGAUCCUAUUCCAACAACUUCAACUUCCUGUUCUUAUACGUUUAUGUUUGAUAUUGCCACAAAAAUAACACCUUCAAAAGAAUUGACAAGACCUGGGAAUUCUCAAAUCGGCCAAAGUUCUGCAGAAAAGACACCCGUGAAAGAGCUGACAAGACCUGAGACAUCAAAAAUUAACCAAAGUUCCAUAAAAAAGACACCUUUGAAAGAGCUGGCAAUACCUGGGACAACAAAAUUUAUUCAAAAGAAAGGAGAAAGUACAUAUAUUAUUCCAUCACCAUUUAAGCGAAAUUUAUUUUGGCCAGGAGAAGAUGAAAACAAAGGAAAAAAAAGAAAACUGAAGGAAAAAAUUCCUUUUGUUAUAACAAGUAAACCAUGGAGGGAAUAUAAUGAAAGGAAAGACAUUGAAAAAAAAGAAAAAGAGAAACAAAAAGAAAUUAAAGCCAAAGAAAGAGAAGAAAGAAGACUAUUAAAACUGAGAGAGACGGAAGAAAAAAAGAAACGACAGAUGGAGAAAGAAAUUAAAACCAAGGAAGGGAAAAAGAUAAAAAAAUCUAAACCAGAUGACACAUCUUCAGAUAAUACGGACAUUGAAGUGCAUUAUGCAGAAAGUGAAGACAGCUUAGAUAUGCAAAUAGAUGCAGAAAAAACAGAACAUGAAAAAUCUGAGAGCUCGACUCAAUCCGAAGAUGUGCCACUGAUCAGAUUUUCUAAGAAAUCUAGAAAAUAUUCCAUUGGAAACUAUGUCAUAAUAAGGUAUGAAGGGGAAUACUUCCCAGGCGUAAUAGAAGGUAUUCGUGGAAAUAGAUUUGAAAUUAGUACAAUGACCUUUUCAGUGGGAAACACAUACAAGUGGCCGGAAAAAAAAGAUAAAAUCUUUUAUGAAAAGUCUGACAUCAUUGAGGCAAUAUCCCCACCAGUGCUGUGCAAUAAAAGGGGUUUCUAUACGAUACCCGAAAUGAAAAAAUAUCUACCUUUUGCUAUUUAA
This is a messenger RNA of Amyelois transitella, 2892 nucleotides long. RefSeq lists its product as uncharacterized. The coding region runs from base 250 to 2892 and encodes 880 amino acids. The record is from RefSeq and is a predicted model, not a curated record. Lineage: Eukaryota; Metazoa; Arthropoda; Insecta; Lepidoptera; Pyralidae. Gene Ontology annotation, molecular function: DNA binding. Gene Ontology annotation, cellular component: nucleus. The transcript has 2 exons.